AUGGGCCCGAUGGCUUAUGCCAGGCACCUCGUCUCCGGCACACGCCUGCCCUUCACUGCUGCCUAUUUUGGAUCGCUCGCGCUGUCCAUGUACUUUUCGCUCGGUCUCCGCAGCACCAUCCUCACCUUGAUCUCGGCUCUCAUCCAGCUCGCCUGCCUGGCAUGGUACCUGGUCAGCUACUUUCCCAUGGGCUCGAGUGGCUUGCGGUUGGCCACCACCUUUGGAGCCAGAAGAGCGGCUGCCUGGAUGACUGGUUGA
Messenger RNA from Colletotrichum spaethianum, 258 nucleotides. RefSeq names its product protein transport protein SFT2. The transcript has 2 exons. Lineage: Eukaryota; Fungi; Ascomycota; Sordariomycetes; Glomerellales; Glomerellaceae. Bases 1 to 258 code for a protein of 85 amino acids. Gene Ontology annotation, cellular component: membrane. Gene Ontology annotation, biological process: vesicle-mediated transport. The record is from RefSeq and is a predicted model, not a curated record.